AUGUCCAAGCGCGCGCUCAUCGUUCUCACCUCCCACGCCAAACUGGGGGAAACCGACAAACCGACCGGGUUCUAUUGGGAGGAAUUGGCCGUUCCCUACUGGCGCUUGCGGGAUGCCGGGCUGACGGUGGAUCUGGCCAGCCUCGCCGGGGGCGCGGCGCCGGCCGAUCCCGGUUCGGAAGCGGAAGAAGGCCGACCCGCAGCGGUUCAGCGCUUCCUGGAUGACGCCGACGCGAUGGCACAGCGGCAGGCGACCCUGGCGAUCGCCGAUGUCGACCCAACGGCCUACGAUCUGAUCUUCCUGCCCGGCGGACACGGUACGAUGUGGGACUUCGCCCAGAGCGCUCGGCUUGGGGCGGUCGUUGCCCAGGCCUACGAGGCCGGCGCCGUGGUGGGCGCCGUCUGUCACGGCCCCGCCGGACUGGUCGGCGCCCGGCUGUCGGACGGUAGACCACUGGUCGCGGGCAAGCGCGUCAACAGCUUCACCGACGCGGAGGAAGAGGCGGUCGGGUUGACCAAGGUCGUGCCCUUCCUGCUGGAAAGCAGACUUCGCGAGCUUGGCGGACUCUUCGAGGGCAACGCCGAGAAUUUUCAGGCACACGCCGUUCGCGACGAACGGCUGGUCACGGGGCAGAACCCGCAGUCGUCCGAGCGGGUGGCAAGCUUGCUUCUGCAGGCUCUCGCGGAGGGGCGGGCCGCCGCCUGA
This is a messenger RNA of Symbiodinium necroappetens, 705 nucleotides long. NCBI's taxonomy places the organism in Eukaryota, Dinophyceae, Suessiales, Symbiodiniaceae. The record is from the annotation of a GenBank genome assembly.